Messenger RNA from Phialemonium atrogriseum, 1258 nucleotides. RefSeq lists its product as uncharacterized. The transcript is spliced from 5 exons. Bases 116 to 934 code for a protein of 272 amino acids. The record is from RefSeq and is a predicted model, not a curated record. NCBI's taxonomy places the organism in Eukaryota, Fungi, Ascomycota, Sordariomycetes, Cephalothecales, Cephalothecaceae.
CUCGAAUUUCCGCAAUUGGACCCCACGCGACACCCAGGCAGAGCUCAAAGCUUGGAAACACAAGCCCAGCAAAGCGCGAGUCGACGGCCAAACAGAAACCAUCCCGAGCUGUGAGAUGCAGCGGGGAUUUUGGGUGACGUGGAGAGAACCGAAGCGAGAGGCGACAGCAGCGCGACAAUUCUUGGGAGCGAUGUCGAUGCGAGUCGGGUGCUGCCGAUCAAAUCGGACGAAAACCUGGCGCGCGACUGACACUGACAACCUCCAAGAAUGGCGGUACCUUCAGCCCCGGGUAGGUACCGCCAGUACUGCCCGGCUACCUAGCAACCAACCUUUCGGGGCCGGGACCAUCCCAGGGCUGACGUUGAUCUCCUCCCUACAGGUAGGAAAUCAAGCUCGUCUUCCAGCUCCAGAUCCUGGAUGCGGCCGAUUCUGCCCUUCUCUAGGAUCGGGAUUGGGGGUGGGUGAUUGCCGAGGUGUAAGCCAGACAGGUGUAAGCAGGUUGGGGGUCACUGUGUCUGCUGGGAGGCCAGGGGAUCGGCCAGGACAUCCUGGGGGAACACCAUCGCACGCAGACCCGCAGCGAGAUGGGAAAUGGGAAAUGGGAGAUGGGAUUUGUGUCGCCCAUCACCGUCACCUGUUUCCCUUUUUCGGUCCGUUCCAAGUUCUCUCCAGCUCCAGCAGUCAACGAAUAUUGCUGGCUUGCCCACCCACACAAGCAUUAACUUGGCGGUCCGCUAGAGUGCUGGUCCCCCAUUUUGGGACGCUUGACAUGCUCCUGGUGCAGGAUGACGUCGUCAGUCGCAGGAGGAGCCCAGAAUCGCUCCCAUAUCUUGAAGGUGGUGGCGUCAAACGUACCAGAUCUAAAUUCCAGGGGUGGGGCCGACGCCCCCACGCGGAAUAUAUUGAACAAACAAGCAGACAAAUGUAUGUAUAAUAAAAAAUGGGAACCUCAGAUCUUCCAUCCCAUCAAGAAUCGAGGUUCCUGUCAUACGAUCCAUGAUCGAUGGUAGGGCCGAUACUGCCUGUUUGGUAAAACGUGAUUGUGGCGGUUACGAUGGUGAUGAUGGCGGUGUCAAAGCAUCAAACAGUUCUUGGGCACGGCUGGCCGCAGCAGUCUGUCCGACGCGGUGGGGAAGAUACGUUGGAUAUGGCUUACAAGACACACACAUACACUAUGGUGAAAUGUCAAGAUUGCCCCCGUGUGUGUGUGUGUGUGUGUGUGUGUGUGUGUGUGUGUGUGUGUGUGUGUGUGUGUAUG